Messenger RNA from Homarus americanus (American lobster), 4430 nucleotides. RefSeq lists its product as uncharacterized. Gene Ontology annotation, cellular component: membrane; catenin complex; cytoplasm. Gene Ontology annotation, molecular function: actin filament binding; beta-catenin binding. Gene Ontology annotation, biological process: cell migration; cellularization; cell-cell adhesion. The transcript is spliced from 16 exons. The record is from RefSeq and is a predicted model, not a curated record. The coding region runs from base 59 to 3340 and encodes 1093 amino acids. NCBI's taxonomy places the organism in Eukaryota, Metazoa, Arthropoda, Malacostraca, Decapoda, Nephropidae.
CCAACAGGUGAGGGGCGGAGGUGUUCAAAUUGACUUCUUCACCUCACUAACUAAUUUAAUGAGAAAAAUGGAUAACAUAAGCGACUGUACGAAGACUAAGUCCGUGUUAAAUGUUCUUGGGCCUAUCGCUAACCAGGUGGUGGAGCUGAGGGGUCGCCAAGGUGUUGUCUGUGAUGCUACAACAGUGAUCAAGUUACUGAAACAGUGCCAGGCUUUAGACACAUCGUGUGUCCUGCUGGUGUCCCGCCUGGCAUCGCACGCUCUCUCCCACAAGGAUGAUGUGCUCUCGUCAGAGGCCAAGAGGAUCAAAGGCCAGCUAAAUAAGGUGACAGACUCGCUCACUGAUGCCACAAGAGAUCUUCAUCAUGGUGAUGUAGGUGUGAGGGACAAUGAUGAGGUGUGGGCAGGAAUCGUAGAGGAUACAGAGCAGCUGUUGUCCACCUUGACGGAGGCUCUGCUGGCAUGGGACCGUGCCCAGCUGCGUAGAGUGACACAAGCGCUCACACACCUGCAACAGUGUCUGUGUCGCCUGGAGCAGACUCACACUGUUCACCAUCUUCCCAAUGAGUUUCAGGUUGUAGUAUGUGCAAGUGUGGAUUUAUUAAACUUGCUGGAAGUACGGUGUGAGGAUCUGUACCGACGAGCACAGCGGGAGACAGUGAGGCUGUUAGCACUGCAGCUGUGUCACACUCUUCCUCUACUUGCCUCUACAUGUGCUGCUACUGUCACUUAUCCUCUCAGCAAACACAUUAGGGGAAGUCGUGAAUUGGUGUCAAUUCGGUUGCAGACUCUGCUGACUGACCUUCACUCCCACGUAGGUCUUGGUGAUGCUGAGUAUGACCUGGGUGAAGCUGGAUCCUUCAUUACUUGUGUUGACAACAUACUUGAACUACUGUUAGAAGCCCAAGAUAAGAGUAACUCACCAACAAGUAGGAGCGCAGGACCCCAUAGUUUGCAUGUGAAGCCCCAGUUGGAGGAAGUACUCAGACAUGGUAUAGCUGUGGCUUACUGUAGCUCACCUGAUGACAACCAUAUCAUUAUGGCCAUGUGUGAGAAUGCUCUAAAACAGUUGAAAAUCUUGGUGACCCUGGAGCGAAGUGGUAGUCCUGAUGCUGUAGAUGUGCAGAUAGCUUGUGACAUCUUGGCUGAUUGUGUGGAGUUACUGGAACAAAAGGUUAACACUGCUCUCAUACGCCUCAUAGCCCAGACAUUUGCAGCUCCCAUGACCCCUAUUGAGUCUUUGAUGGAGUUAGUGACGUCUGUUGCCGGCACCACGGACCAUAAGACGCUGGACACUCGCAUCAUGGACUUUGAUCUUCACGUAGAUCACAUUUUUCAGGUUGGGGGAUUCGCCACAGCCUGCACUUCUGAUGAAACAAGAGUGCGCCUCAUCCGGGACAGUCUCCUCACACUGGAGUGGUUGGAGGGCUGCCUUGUGCCAUCUAUAGUGUCUGCAUACACUGACCCACACCCUAAUGCUCGUGCUCAUGCCCACAUGCUGGCAAGACACUGGAUGGUAGCUGUUACACAGCUUUGGGACUGUCUAGAUUUUAUCAUGGACCCAGCUGCAUUCGCCUUGGUAACCAAACAGGAAGUGCAUCAGUUGUGGGCAGAGUUAAAGGACUGUCUCUACACCCAAGAUGUGGCCUGGGUUGAGAAGCAGGUGAUGAGGGUAGUGACUUUCACAUCAAGGGUCUUGGCCUUACACGAGAAGAACAGCUUCCUCUUAGACUCGCAGCUUGAAGACUUACAAGUAGCAAUUAAGGAGAUGAAGCGGAGUGUGGAGGCAGUGGUAGCUUCACCCACAGACUUGUCACUUCACCGCAGCAUGAUCAAGAGGGUGCAGCUUACACUCACUCUUCUCUCUCGUAUUGCAAACUCUCUCAAUGAGGAAUAUCUCCAGCCUGAUGAUGAUGUUAAUGAUGAAGAGCAACACCAGAAAAAGGCUGAGAGUAAACUGCCACAUGCCAAGUUAACAAAAACAGAGAGGGAGCAGCUUAUCACAUCAAACAUAAAGGACAUCCCUAUUGAUGUAGCAACACCUGUGCCAGUGUUGCACCACCAGAGAACCAGUAUUAACCCUCAGCAACCCUCAGCAGCACAAGGGAACCAAGAGCAUCUGCAGCAGAAGUCACUAAAAAGGUCCUCCAGAUCCACAUCCAGGCUUGGGGAAGUGCGGGUCAGGGCUGCUAGCUCUAAUAUGUCCGGUCAUCAUUCUCGGUCAAUGCAAGCCAUGGCCAGCGAGACCCUUGGUUGUGAUACUUCUAUUGACAUCACAAAGUUCCUCAGCCAUUCCACCAACACACUGUCAUCUUCAACCCGUGCAUCCAGAAGGAACUUCACUCUCAGGGUGAAGGAGAUAAACCUAGAUAUGGAUGGGGCCUUGGUAAUGAAAGCCAGCGUUCCCUCACAUCAUUCUACUCACUCCAAAAUGGGUUUACCAGAAGGUCAUGCCAGGGCUUUUACAACUGAGAGAAAAGCUGCAGAGGGAUUGGCAGAAGAAGGAGAGAUGUGUGACCAAAAUGCCCCUGGGAUGUGGUGCAGUAGUGGGGAAGAUCAGUAUUAUGACUCAAGACUAAAAGAGGUAUCUGAUCUAAUAGCUCAAGAGAAAACUCUUCACUCAGCCCCACAACAACAAAGCUUUGGUGAAGAACUGACAGGUAUUCUGGAGAAUCUCACAUCAGUGGCAAGCAAUUUCACACCCUUUACAACCCCGACAUCUGGAAAGAAACGAAAAUGUCAGUGGGAAGACUUUGAAAACAAAGAAAACACUGAUGGGUCACUCAGGCUCCGGGGCAUCAGGCUACAGAAUGCAUCUUUCAAUCCACAGUUCCCAGAAAUAACAGCUGGAGAGACAACAGAUGUGUUUGAUGAAAAUCAAUCCGGUGUGGACAACAAGAAUGUCAGUGAAUUUAAAGAUUUGAGUGUUGGAGGCAUUCAAGAUCUUGCAAUUUGGAAAGAUUUUACAGCUAUUUUGGAGAGAAAAACACCUAUCAAGAGUAAAAUAUUUAACUUCAGUAGUAACUUCAGUAGCUGGCAACAUCCACAGACACCAGUUCCCUUUUCUUCUUUGGGGAAAAAUAUUGCAACCUCUGAUUUAGUCAAGGGUGUAAACAAAACUAGGAAUGUGGUGGAUUUGAGUGACACACCAUUUUUUGACCAAACUCCACCUUUACCAUCAACAUCCUUCUCAAAGAUGUGUGAUGUGUCAAACCCUGUCACUUCAUCAUCUGACUGCUCUGUCAGCUCUUCCAGUGCAUCUAUCAGCACUCCUCAGAGAAUGAAGGAUCUCCAGUUUGUCCGUCAGCGACUGACAACACUGAGACGCUCUCUGAAAUAGAUAUAGUACUGUACCUGUACUGUGCUGCAUUUACUUUUUGGUUGGGCAUAAAAUACCAUGGUCGUGACAGUGCAACAAAUUCUGCCGUACUUUUGAGCCGAGUCAAACAGUCUUUAAGAAAAUUAAAAGAAAUACCACCACUUUAUUCUUUCAUGCCAUUGAUUAUGUUCUUUAGAUACUGUUUAUUGUUAACAUAAUGUGUAAUAAUGCCUUUGUCAGACCCAAUAUUGACAGUUGAUAUUAUUUUCAUUCAGCCAAUAGGUUUUAGUGAAGCCAUUUAUCCCCAUGGGAAAAAAAUGAAAAUAGACAUAAAAUGGGAAUAGGCAGCAAAUAUAAAUAUACAGUAUAAAGUGUAGAUGGUAUUGACUGUGUGCCACCCUAAGGCUUCUACAGCACAUCUUUCUGCCUCUCUUGACACCCAACACAGUUUAACACUCAAUUUUCUUCAGAUGUGAUUUCAUACAGUGUAAUGAAUUUAGACAUACAGUAUCUAUAAAACUGUCAUUGCUCUAGGCAGCUUUCAGACAUUUUAAAUGCAAUAUCAUGUACAAAGGAAUAAGAUAGAUAUAUACAUUUGGUAAAUAGAUAUUUAUUCAGUAUAAUUGUCAUGCAAAUUUACAUUGAUUCAGCAGGUGGAAAAGGUGAGAUAGUUGAGUAAUUAUCCAAGACAACUUUUUAGAAAUGUCCAAUAUGUAUUCUUUGUUAUGGUUCAUUCACACACUGAUGGUCAUUGUCACUCCAUUCCUCCAUCAGAUCACCUGAAGAUUAGGUACCCCAGCUUAUUUUACCUGUUGAUUAAACACCCUAAUGCUACCUGGAGGGAUUAGGUUAGGUUAGGGUGUUUAAGCAUAAGGGGAAAUAAGCUGGGGUGCUUAAUUUUCAGGUGGUUCCCAACAUAUUUUCAAGUUGUUUCCAGAACAUAACUCAGAAACUACAGAAAUUAAUUUUACAUUAACCCUUAGGCCCCGGGUGACGUUCCAGAACGUCCGACCGGCGUGCCCCAGAACGUGCGCCUUUUCCCGCCACUGUUUAAAUGCCCAGUGCGGGUUAUCAGGUUCCCGUGUGACUAUUUGCCUGUCACGCCACACCU